Molecule: messenger RNA, 3027 nt
Organism: Amoebophrya sp. A120
Lineage: Eukaryota; Dinophyceae; Syndiniales; Amoebophryaceae
Source: the annotation of a GenBank genome assembly
AGUAGCCUCGCUAGGACGCUAAUCUGGAACGUGCGUUGCUGGCUUCUCAUCAACGUUGCUUUCGUACAUCUUAGCGCCUCCAGGAACGUGAGCAUUGCGUUUCACUGUUGUCCGUCUUCGUCACAGGACGAAAAACUACGAAAAAUGCUCCUUCUCCCCCCACCGCUCAACUGGCGGACCUCGCCACUCGAGCCGCCGGAGCAUCAACACGAACAGCACCAGCGCGAAACCCUGCAACCAGCAGCCAACGAGAACUCCUGUUCGCUGAAUUUAGACGUUAUGGAGGCGGAAGUGGAGGAAUAUGAGGAGAAAUUGACCAGCAGCUACUGCAGCACGCCCGCGAACGCGUUCCGGCGGAACAAAGUGGAUCUGGAGCAGGUGAAUGCGUUUCUCCUCGAGGAAAACCAGCGACUGCGGGAACAGCUGGGAGUAGACCGCGACGGCAAGAAUCACGGGUGGAGGUCGAGUGCAGCCUCCUUUGCCAGCGACGUAGUUCAUCCUACAGCUACCAGAAGCUGCGCUCGGAGUUUUAGCCGGUCCAGUUACAACUCGCCACCGUUCUUUUUCGAACGAGAAGAGGAACUAGGGUCUGCGCAUGAUACGUGCGGUUUACAAGAGCGAAUGGAGAAAAGCAAUAGUCGCCUUGUUGCUCCUGUGCCGCCGUCGUAUUCUUGCACCGGAGACGGAGACGCCGGUAGUUCUUCCACUUCUGAUUACAGCCAAAGCCAAACUUGGAGCGACUUUGAGGGUUUCGUGGUGUCGAUUGGCGGCAGAACGGGGAGGAAACAAGGCUCGGCCGCGGAGGGACUCGGGAAAAACCCGAAAAAACCACGACUGCAGCGCAAAUUUGUACCGAGUAGUAGAGCUGCAUCUCCGAACAAGCGGGAGUCAUCAGAAAAGAAAGCGCUUUUUCCAGUGCCGAGUAGUAGACAGCAGGUCGUGGCUCGGGCUCGGGGAAGCCGGGGAAAUUAUAAACCGACUGCUGCUCCGUCUCCAGCCGUGCACACGACUUCUGAACCAGAACGGGCAGGCAGGGAAGCGAAAAUCCGUGUGAGGAGCAACAAACCGGCACUGAUCUUCCGAUAUGGGGAAAACAGUACGACGACGAAGAAGGUGCUUGAUUCUGUCUCGGCGUCCCGCAGAAGGGCCAGAAAUGACAGCUUCGCACAAGAUGAAAGCUCUGUAGCAGCUUCGACGCCUGUGGGGGAAGAUCCAUUUGUGGUUAGACGACGCCUGGAUUUCGGACGCAAAACAGGGGGAUUGCCGGCUGAAGAUCACGGCGGGGUCAUAUUGAUGGACGAGGGAUCAUUUGCGAACAGAAGCAGCUCAAGCUCAACAUCGUCACCGGCUUCAUCUCCUAAGGAAAUUUCCUCACCCGAUGAGAUGUUUGCCAUGUCGCCACGAUCCAACUUUUCGCACGACAACAUAAGCGGAGGAGACCCAGACCGACAGCUCGUCGUGAUCCAGAAAACCGUCCUAGCACCAGAAGUCAGCACGUCUACGGGCAUCGAAAUCCGAAGAAAAGCAAAAGGCAAGGGGAGGACUGCUAGGGAGCAAACAAACAGCUGGACCGACAUCGUGCCCGUAAGUCACUCGGUUGCAAACUCUCGUGCGGCGACGGUGGUAGAUUCGCCGCAGGUGGAAGCAAAAAGUAGUGUAGUACCAACACCAACCCUUCCGGUCUCCGCUUCCCCAGGACCAAGACCUGAAAUCGAGGCGACAUCAGAAGAGCACCGCCCAUUCCCCAGUUGCAGUCCGUUUCAGGGGCCGGGAGUGACAGGACGAGCCGCGACACCAACGAUGGAAAGACCGGCCUUAUCUACAACAAGCGCAAACAGAAGCUUCGUCGUGCACAACAGUGACUAUUGGAUCAAGCCUGCACCACGACCCUCACCCGGAACCACGGACAAGCUUUCCGCAUCCAACAGAAUUGACGACGACGACUUUCGCAGGGCGUUUGAGCGGGCACAGAAUCGACACCAAAUUGGUGUUGUGGCCGCGUCGCAAUCACAAGCUAGUUCGGCUGCGAGGACGCGCGAAGAGCUGGCGCACGCUUCAAAGCUCAUUAUUUUGAAGAAACAGAAGGAGCGCGAGAGCGAUUUGGUGCAGCGGAAAGAAGGAGAUGUUGGUCCCAGCCAAGGGCUGGCCAGACCCAGCUUGUCUUCUUCGACCGACGGCGAAAUAGCUGAAGUAGCGGCUACAACCCAGCCGAAUCAACUUCCGGUCCCGAGCCCGCUGCCGAUUAGGAGCGCCCCUCCAACGUCUGCGCAACUAACGACCACACAGCGAAAAGUCAACCUGCACCAAAUGAUGACUACUCGACCACUCACCAGAGGAUUAGCCGCGCACAGUACGAGCGUACUUUCUGGCGCGGGCAAAAUGAGAGCAGCGGAACUAGAACUAGAAACGGGUGGAAAUUCACUUUCACACACACCUUCCGCAGAACAGCCCUCUGUUGCCGACAACAAGCACGUGGACAAAAUGAAUGCAGUCGCACCACCCGGUUUAGAUUAUCUCCUUCCACGGCACGAUGUCGGAGCUGGAACACAGGCUGCACAAUAUUCUGCUGCACAAAACGAGAAAACCGCACCUGCCACUUCGCACGGCGCCGCCCUCAUGAAGAAUAUCUCAGCUCUUGUCGAAGAUUUAGAGUACAAGAGCGCCAGCUCUCGGGUGAAAAAUUUCGGGGCGAGCAACAUCCGACAGCCGAUGUUGCCGGACGAGGAAGGCCGGAUUGCUGCGUCCGUUCCGGCGUUGGUUGGACCGUCUUCGGUUUGUUCGGGAAGUAGUGGUGCUUUUUUUGCCGGAUCCGGUUCCGGUUUAGGAUCAUCGUCUAGUUUAUCUGGAUCGUUUCCUUCCUCCGGUAUGCCACCAAACAACAGUUUUGAGCCGCGGGAUGCCCGGUCGGACGCGCUGCCCGGGCCGAAAAGUUCAUAUCUGCGGCAGUACCAGCAAAAAAGUGCGCCCUUAGCGGAGCCAAAACCAGCGGCGUCCCCGGGGCGGAAGAUUCCAAUGCGGAGUGAGUAG